AUGUUUAGAAGAGUAGGUAUUUAUUUUUGUGCAGGAAACUCUAAGAGGUGAUUUGCAAGGAAAAACCCAGUGAUAACUAGCAUUAUGAAAAAUGAUCUUCCAAUUACUAAGCAAACAUAUAUUGAUUUCAAGGUUUUCACAGGAAACGAAAUUUUAUAUGCAUUGACAGAUUGCAAGAAACUUAAACCAGGAGAAAUAAGCCACGCCUUAUCAGAAUUAGGGAAGCGAAAAGGAGCUCCUGAAAAUUUUGACUGAAAUGCACAUCCAGCCAUAAAGGCGACCAUCGAGCGCACUAAAAGCCAAGCUCAUAAAUGGCCUUGCAAGAAUAUUACUUCCCUUGCUCAUGCCUACACAAGAUUAAAUAUCAAAGAUCCGACAUUAUGAUAUAUUCUUGAAAAGCACGUAAAAAGAAUUAUCACCGCAAUAGAACCUAUUGGGCUUGCAUUGUGUUUUAAUGCUUUUGCUGGAAAAGGAACUCCUGAGCUUUUUGAAGUCUUAGUAAAAGCUGUCCCUAAAAAUAUUAGAUUCAUGGAAAUGAAAGAUAUUUUGUCAAUGAUAAAAGGAAUCCAAAAAGCAAAUAUUCAAGCUGAUGAGCUCUUUACAGGUCAUAUUUAUCCUGAAAUCAAGGAAAAGAAAAAAUAUUGUUCAGUUUAUGAACUUAAUGAGAUGAUAUCUGUACUUAGCAAAAGGACAGAUUUUGCAGAUGAUCUUAAAAAUGAGCUUCAAAAUGAAAUAGGAAAAAAGAUGGAGACCAAGAGAGAUUUCAGCUUUGGAGGGAUUAAAAAAAAUAAUGAGUAA
This is a messenger RNA of Blepharisma stoltei, 798 nucleotides long. The record is from the annotation of a GenBank genome assembly. NCBI's taxonomy places the organism in Eukaryota, Ciliophora, Heterotrichea, Heterotrichida, Blepharismidae.